CACCAUUGAGACAGCGCAUUUUCACUGGCAGAACCUACGUCAGUCGGAUUUUGUAUUUAAACUGUGCAUGCGAAGAAGUCGUGUGAAGAAGCCGUUUCCACCCUGUUUGCUGGAGAAAAUGGACAUCAGAGGAGCUCAGGCAGGCAAAACUCAGAAACUGGAGAUUCGGCAGGUACCUGAGGUGCAAAGGCAUAGGCGCUAGGCUCGACAAUCCCAUCUCAAUUGCCAUCACUUGAAAUGCUCUACGCGUACGCCUCGCGGGGAAAAGAACUUGUGAGGCGCAGUGGAGAUUUGGUCGUCCUGCUGCCUCUGUCAUGCCUCGAGCCAAUCUAAAGCGACAAUUUAAAUUAUCCAACCUUGCAUCUGGCUUUUACCUGUCGGAAAACUAAAUCCGAUUCAAUUCCCUAAGCUAUUAGUGCUUGACUACAUGGCUUCAUUAAUCUUCACCUUAGGAUGGCUGCUUCCCCCGUCAUCAUUCGAAUAGUUACUGAAUCCAGCUAUGGCACAAGAAAGUUUGGUAACAUUUCACUGGCAUGACGAGAGUGUGAGCUUGUCUGAAGCCUGUAUACUCGACCAAAACGACUUCGAAGGAAUCCAUAUCGCAACGUCGCGUCUCUCAAAGGACUUUGGUGCUGUCACUGGAUCCGAACUGAAAACAGUUUAUUGCAAUGAAAGUACUGUAUUCCCCGACCGGUCGUCAUGUAUUAUCGUUGGCAGCUUAUUGUGUUCGAGCUUGAUUCAAAAUCUAGUCCAUGAUGGAAAACUAGCCGUAGAUGACAUCGAGGAGAAAUGGGAGUCCUUUGCCAUGACGGUGGUAGAUCUACCCUUACCCGGUGUGAGAAAGGCUCUAGUAAUCGCAGGGAGCGAUAAGAGAAGCACAAUAUAUGGUAUUUACUCCCUUUCAGAACAUAUCGGUGUCUCACCAUGGUACUGGUGGGCAGACGUCGUGCCUGAGAAAAAAUCCGAGAUUUUCAUCAGGCGAGGUAGACUACAAUACGGCGAACCUAGUGUGAAGUACCGUGGAAUCUUUAUCAAUGACGAAGCCCCGUCCUUGACUGGCUGGGUCUUGGAAAAGUUCGGUCCAAAGUAUAAUGUCAAAUUCUAUGAGAAGCUGUUUGAAUUACUAUUACGGCUCAAAGCGAACUUCCUCUGGCCAGCUAUGUGGCCGGGAUAUCCUAACUCCGGUAACAGUUUCUUUGUGGAUGAUGAAUUGAAUCAAAAAACUGCACAUGCAUGGGGUAUUGCUGUUUCUACCUCCCAUCAUGAGCCUAUGCAGCGCGCAAUGGCGGAAUGGUUUGCGGAGAACCCCGAAGGAAGUUGGACUUGGACAAAGAACAAGGAGAAGAUCCAAAGAUAUUUCCGAGACGGUGCUGCGAGAGCUAAGGAUUACGAAUCCUACAUUACUCUAGGAAUGAGGGGAGAUGGUGAUCGUGCGAUGACAGUAGAUGACCCUCCUGCGGUCCUUCGGGAGAUUCUUACAUACCAGAGAUCGGUUAUUAAUGAUGUCCUUGGCAUGGAGUUACUUGCGUUGUAUAAGGAGGUCCAGGAAUACUUCGAGAAUGGUUUGUCCGUUCCGGAUGAUGUUACACUCCUAUUUGCAGACGAUAACUUCGGAAAUAUUCGGCGGCUGCCAGUCGGUGUGGAGGCAGAUCGAGCAGGUCGAGCAGGGGUCAGUAUUAAGAAGUCUAUACCAGGCUUGCCAUAUGCCUGGGAUAUCAACUCUGUCCCUGCCAACAAUUUUAUGUCUUUCUUCCAAGGCUUCGCUGAUCAAACCAUUUCAUCUUCCGUGUCGGACGAAACCGCUCGUCUUCUCUAUGAAGCUGAUAGGCUAAUAUCUCUUCGAAAACACGAGCACAUCGAGGCUAAUACCUUCUCCAUUCUGAAUUAUGGCGAAGCAGAAGGGAUCGUUAAUACAUGGGAGUCUCUCUUGGAUAAGGCUACGGAACUCAAUUCGAAAUUAACCCCGGAGCAACAACCUGCCUUCUUUCAGCUGGUCCUACAUCACAUCAAAGCCUCGUACAUCUAUACUAAACUUCGCGUAACCCAAGCGAAAAAUUGUCUAUUCGGACUCCAACGUCGUAAUGAAACAAAUAAAAUGGCACAACAGGUUCUCGAACUCUUCGACGCUGAUUUUGACCUUGCUCAAGAGUAUCAUUCCUUGCUGGACGGGAAAUGGAAUCACAUGUUGCGCCAGCCACACUACGGUUAUAGAGAUACAUGGCAUGCGCCGUCUCGAGACAUGAUUGACGGUCUAGGCUAUAUCCAGGUUAAGCAGGGUUCAAAUCCAAUCGUUAGACAUAUGGGCCUUUCAGUUAAAGGAACGCAAGGGAUCAGACCGGGUUUGACGAAUGAGGAAUCUGAUAGAACGCAUCCAUCUCGGGGUGACCUGGUACCGGGUCUGACGCUCCCUCCGUUGGAACCGUAUGGAACACAGGUUCGCUUUUUUGAGAUCUAUCGUCGUGGUACGGCCUCCUUUACCUGGUGCGUCAGCUCGCCACAUGACUGGGUCAAGGUUGCUCCAUCCUCGGGGAGACUAGACAACGACACUAAUGAUGCCCGGGUACAUGUUGGCAUCGAUUGGCCAAACGUCCCUGCACAUUUCAAUCAAGUAAUUCAGAUUACAAUUUCCUCGUCUGCUGGAGAUUAUGAGCACGUACAUCUUCCUGUCAUUCACAGAGAUGUACCAGACAAAUCAUUUUGUGGGUUUGUUGAAAGCGAUAAUUGUGUCUCAAUACCAGCAACUGAAUUCUCCCAUAUGCAAAACACCAACAGGAGCCGUGGGUUGGUACCACACCCGCUGUCUCUGAUACUGUUUUUUACCAUGGCCCUUGAUAUAAAUCCUAAAGAGCCAUUAGUAUAUGAAGCCAUGAUUGAUGAUAUCUCUUUUGGCACCUUACGCUUAAUCGAAGAUCCGGCCAAGGUUGGUGAUCUCCCACCUCGAUGGGAUGAAGCUGUGCAAGAUUAUGUGUGGAAGAGAACACUACUGGUGCCAGAUAGCCUUUACCGUGGCCGACAUGUGAUCAAAGUACGGUUUUCUCAGCAGAAUGUACUACUGGAGAAGAUUGUUUUGGAUCUGGGCGGUGUUAGAGAGAGCUAUUUGGGCCCAUUGAAGAGUACACUUGUCGGAAAAACAGGUAAUUUCUCCAUCGAGGUUUCCACAUGUACGUUAGGUUUUCCCUGA
Molecule: messenger RNA, 3181 nt
Organism: Talaromyces stipitatus ATCC 10500
Lineage: Eukaryota; Fungi; Ascomycota; Eurotiomycetes; Eurotiales; Trichocomaceae
Exons: 5
Coding region: 500-3181 (893 amino acids)
Source: RefSeq, a predicted model, not a curated record